Messenger RNA from Gymnogyps californianus (California condor), 2293 nucleotides. RefSeq names its product prenylcysteine oxidase 1 (gene PCYOX1). Gene Ontology annotation, biological process: prenylated protein catabolic process; prenylcysteine catabolic process. The coding region runs from base 1 to 1497 and encodes 498 amino acids. Gene Ontology annotation, molecular function: prenylcysteine oxidase activity. The record is from RefSeq and is a predicted model, not a curated record. The transcript is spliced from 6 exons. Lineage: Eukaryota; Metazoa; Chordata; Aves; Accipitriformes; Cathartidae.
AUGCCGGCCCUCCGCCUCCUCCUGCUCCUCGCCGCUCUCUGCCCGCCCGUCCCGGCCCGCCGGCCGCAGCGCGAUGCCCCCGGCAAGAUCGCCGUGGUCGGCGGCGGGAUCGGUGGCGCGGCCGUCGCCUACUUCUUGCGGCAGAAGUUCGGGAGGAGCGUGCGGCUGGACGUGCUGGAGAAGGCGGCGGUGGGGGGCCGGCUGGCCACGCUGGAGGUGGAGGGGGCCGGCUACGAGGCGGGGGGGUCCGUCCUCCACCCCCUCAACCUGCACAUGAAGCACUUCGUCAAGGAGCUGGGCCUCUCGGUUGCCCCAGCGCACGGCAGCCUCGUAGGCAUUUACAACGGGGAGGAAUUUGUGUUCGAAGAGAGCAGCUGGUACAUCGUCAACCUGCUCAAGCUCCUCUGGCACUACGGGCUGAACCCCCUGCGGAUGUACAUGUGGGUCGAGGACGUCCUCGACAAGUUCAUGCGGAUCUAUCGCUACCAGACGCACGACUACGCCUUCAGCAGUAACGAGCUCCUGCUUCACGCCCUCGGAGGGAACGACUUCACCCGCAUGCUGAACCAAACCAUCGACGAAGCCAUGCAGAAAGCCGGCUUCUCCCAUAAGUUCAUAAACGAGGUGGUUUGUCCGGCCAUGAGAGUCAAUUACGGGCAAGGCGUCAACAUCAACGGUUUCGUAGGUGCUGUUUCUCUGGCAGGGGUGGAAUCGGGCCUUUGGUCAGUAAAAGGAGGGAACAAACUUGUCUGCACUGGCCUUAUCUACGCUUCCAAAGCUGAAGUUAUCCCUGGUACAGUUUUGUCUAUAGAGCCAAAAAUCAGACCCAGACCCGCAGGCGACCCGGCGAAGCUCUACCAGGUCACUUACAACACUACGUCGGGACUAACGGGGGAUACGUACGACAUCGUUGUCAUCGCUGCUCCCCUGAGCCGCAAAAUGGCCAACAUCACCUUCAAGAACUUCGACCCUCCCGUCCCAGAGUUCCCGAAUCCUUACCACCAGACUGUCACGACGUUCGUGCACGGACGCUUAAACGCUUCCUUCUUUGGUUACCGGGAUCCAUCCGCCUUUCAUUUCGGUGCCAUCUUCACUACGGAAAAUCCCAAACUGUUCAUCAAUAGCGUGGGGGUGGUGUCUCCCGUGGAAGACGCAGGCGGCGAAGGAAAGCUGCCCUUGCGAUCGGCCGUCUGGAAGGUGUUUUCAAAGGAGGUGCUCACCAAAGAGCAGCUUAACUCGCUUUUCUCCUCCUACGACUCCGUCAAAGUCAAGAAGUGGUUGGCGUACCCCCACUACAGCCCCCCGGAAAAAUGCCCUCCCGUCAUCCUCCACGACAACAUCUACUACCUGAACGGCAUCGAGCGGGCCGCGAGCGCCAUGGAGAUGAGCGCCAUCGCAGCCAAAAACGCCGCCCUGCUUGCCUACCACCGGUGGUACGGGAACACCGACAGGAUUGACCAGGAAGAUCUGCACGAAAAGCUGAAAACGGAGCUUUGAGCCCCGCGGAGCCAACGGCCCGGCGCUCGUGGGAGCGUCCACCCUACACACUGCGGAGAGACGGAUCGCGUACUGUAGCUGUUUAGCCACAAUUAAAGCUAACGAACGAGGAACUCCUUGCUUAGCCCCUAAGACGAGACGCCCAGCCAACUCAAAACGGACUAGAACAGCAGCGAAAAGGCGGAGGAAGCUUUCCCCAGCGAGCUGGCCCUUCCUCAGGGAAACUCCUCCAUCUAUCCCUACGUGAGAUGAAAGAAGUUGUUUUAAAUGCCGUUAUCGGCCCCAAAAGUGCCCCCCACGGGAAGAAGUCCGCCAAACUCAGGAUCCGCAUCACUGUGAUUAACCCGCGCGCGUCGCUUGCCCUCUCUGGAUGUGUUUCGGGCAGGGAAGAUCGACUUCUUGACUGUCAAUCUCUCCGCCUCAGCUAUUUUCUGAAGGGUAUAUCAAGUAGUUAUUCCCUGAGGUGGGAUUAGCGCGGUGGAAACUGGGGCUGCGGUCUUCAUUCGCUUCCAGGACCAGUACUGCAGCUUACGGGCGGGGGCGGCUGGUCUGCUGGGAGCGCACGAGUUGCCCGAAUGGGUGGUAAGCAAGCAAAACCACCCAUGUCCUUCGCUUUUGAAAGCGUUAAUAAUUUAGAUGACCUGACCCUACAGCGGGGCACCACUAGGUUUGAGUAGGUAAAAAAAAAAAAACCCUUUUCAUGAGAAUAUCGUGUCCCUUGACUGUAUCUAAUAUCACUGCGAUACCUCAACCGCGCCGGAAUAUCGCCGUUACAAAUAAAAUUAACGCGCUGUUU